AUGUACAAGUACGCCGUCGUUGCCCUUGCUGUCUUCUCUGCCUCUGAGGCAUUCCUCUUCGGUGGCGGCGGCAGCAGCUGCGGUUGCCCUCCACCACCUCCUCCAUGUGGAUGUGCUGCUCCUCCUCCACCACCUCCACCAGCUCCCUGCGGUGGUGUCCCGGCAUGUGGAGCAGCCCCAGCAUCCGGUGGAUACGCUCAGGCUCCUCCAUCAUUCGGCGGAUCUGGUGGUUACGCUCAGGGUCCAGGAGGUUUCGGUGGUUCAUCAGCUGGAGGAUUCGGAGGACCAUCCGGAGGUUCAUAUGCUGCAGGCCCAGCCGGUGGUUUCGGAGGACCAUCAGGAGGAUCGUACGCUGGUGCCGGUGGAUUUGGAGGACCAUCUGGAGGCUUCGGUGGACCAUCAGGAGGAUCAUACGCAGGUCCAGCUGGAGGAGCCGGAGGAUUCGGAGGACCAUCAGGAGGAUCAUACGCCGGCCCAGCUGGAGGAGCCGGAGGAUUCGGAGGACCAUCAGGAGGAUCAUACGCUGGCCCAGCUGGAGGAGCUGGCCCAGCAGGAGGAUUCGGAGGACCAUCAGGAGGAUCAUACGCCGGUGGAGCUGGAGGAGCUGGCCCAGCAGGAGGAUUCGGAGGACCAUCAGGAGGAUCAUACGCCGGUGGAGCUGGAGGAGCUGGCCCACAAGGAGGAUUCGAAGGACAAGGCCCAGCUGGAGGAUCAUACGGACAAGGACCAGCCCAAGGACCAAUUGGUGGCGGAGAAGGACCAGGACCAGCAGGAUCAUACUCUGGCCCACAAGGAGGACCCGGCCCACAGGGAGGUUCAUACGCCGGCGGAAAGCACUAA
This is a messenger RNA of Cylicocyclus nassatus, 840 nucleotides long. Lineage: Eukaryota; Metazoa; Nematoda; Chromadorea; Rhabditida; Strongylidae. The record is from the annotation of a GenBank genome assembly.